Aspergillus luchuensis is the source of this 1644-nucleotide messenger RNA. RefSeq lists its product as uncharacterized. The transcript has 3 exons. Bases 1 to 1644 code for a protein of 547 amino acids. NCBI's taxonomy places the organism in Eukaryota, Fungi, Ascomycota, Eurotiomycetes, Eurotiales, Aspergillaceae. The record is from RefSeq and is a predicted model, not a curated record.
AUGAAGCCGCCGGCCCCAGCACGCCUUCAACAAGUUCAUAUCCCGUUCGGUGGAGGAGGAUACGAGCCUAUAACUUCCUUCGACUCUCAUGAGGGGACAUACAGUCAAGACCAUGAGGCGAUCCAGGAGAGCUUGUUGCGAUUCUGCUCUGAUAAAUCAUGGAACAACAGCUCAAGAUCAGCCUUUAUGCCUCGGCCUAUUCUUGUCUCCUCAGAGCACCAGCGCCAAUGGAAAGAGCUUAACAAUGCUUUAGUCUCUGCGAUAACUGAUAUCGUGGAGAGGUGGUGGACGGACUCGGUGUCUAAAUUCCCUGAACGGAUGCCUCUGGAUCCUGUGGAGGAGGACCUUCUUCGUUGGAUUGAUAGCCAAGUUCCAAGCAAGAUACAUCCGUACCGAAAGUGCCGCGGCUCGUGGAGACCGGAUUUUCUAAUUGAAGAAGACAAUGAAGGGGCAUCUGGUUCACUAGAGAACUUUCUAAUCAGUGAAAUAAAUGCUCGGUUUUGUUUUAACGGACUGAUGUAUGCAGCUUGCGGGCAACAGGCAUUGGAAGAGCAGGGUAUUGCUGAUGGAAGUAUUGGCUUUAUCGGAGCGACGGACCCCGCAGAAAUGAUAGGCGGUAUAAUGAGUCUGUUCGAUCACAACUUGCCAUUGCAUCUUCUCAAGGGUGAUGAACAUGGGAUUGACAUCCACAUGGUUGUGGAAUUGCUCAGAACACGCUUUGGGAUCAGCUCUCGCUUCGUGCUACCUAAUGAUCUCAGACUUGUGCCGAAUCCAGAAGACAAGGAUGGUUACAGACUCUGCUGCGUGGUUAGGGAAGGCGAAUCUCAGGUAGCCAACGAUCUCCGCCAUGCAAGCCAUCCCAGCCAUAUCACAGAUGUAUCGAACACCCUCCGGCAAACCGGCAUCCUCAAGGUCAGUCUGCAAUUUGAGGAUGAUUCCAGCCACUACCUCCAACAUCUCAUGGUUGGUCUCCAUAAACAACAUGGCCACGGACUGCCCAUCACCCACAGUGCAUCCCGCGGCUGGUUCUGGGACAUUCGACCUAACAGCACGUCGUUCCAAACCCCAUCUCAUCAGGCCCGAUCCGAGACAAUGGAGGAGUUUCCUUGGCACACUGACUGUAGCUAUGAGGAAGCCCCACCUCGGUACUUUGCCUUGCAGGUCCUACGAGAAGACCAAUGUGGCGGUGGUACUCUCUCCGUAAUGAAUGUCGGCAGACUGAGUUCUCUGCUGUCGACGUCAACUUGCACUGCACUGCUCCGGCCCGAGUAUCGUAUUACUGUCCCACUCGAGUUUGUGAAAGAUGAUGCGAAACGCCAUGUUGUGGGCGGCUUGAUGGCUACGGAUGCCAAGGGGUUGCCUAGUAUGGUUCGUUUUCGCGAAGAUAUUGUCACCCCGUUGACUGCGGAGGCGGCGCUAGCGUUGCAGGAGUUGAAGAAUUGCUUGCUGGGACAGAAGGUGCAAGCAGAGACCCUGCAGCUUACGUCGGAUUGUUUGCCCAGGGGGUCUGUAAUCUUGAUGGAUAAUUAUAGGUGGCUUCAUGCUCGGAGCAAUGUUAGGGAUCCGGAGCGCCAUUUGCGGAGGGUUCGUUGGGAUGCGAGACCUUUUCCUACCUCAUUGAAGGCUAACAGCAGAGUUCAAUAG